AUGUUUAGGAUACCUCCUCAGGGAGGUGGACGGAGAGCUAAAGGAAGACACAGUAGCAGUUCUUCCGGCCAUGACAAUGGCGAACGUUCAAAACAUCGGCAACAUAAGCAUACUCAUGAUCGAGGGGGAAGAGGCGAUAGAGACAGACAUCAUCGUCAUAAACGCAGAAGUCCUAGGCGUGAAAGCGUGGCCGAGGUGCAUACUACCGAACGUAGAAAACACAGAACAAGGAAUGGUGACAAACCAGUCGGGGUGAAGGAUGAAGAGCAAUCGGACACUGGGACAUCACUGAGUAGACGUGCAUCAAGGGCUGAUGUUCCUACGAAAACAAAGGCCAAGCAGGCAGAUGGCGAGCAACCAGACCUCAAAAAGAGGCCUAGAACUAGUAGACGUCCAACAGGGCUUUUUUCCACUCCAACUCAGUCUAAAGCAGAGCCGGCCAGGCAAAAGGUGGGUAAUGGUGCACGACAAGCAGAAAAGAAGACAACACCUAAGAGGCGUACAACAACGCUUAGUUCGGCCCCUACAGCGAAUGGGGAGCCGGGAGUUGACUCAGACAGUUCCUCAAAUUUAAAGACGGCAGGAAAAGCAAAGGUACAGAACGCUACUAAGAGGGAAGCUAGUAAGCGUCCUCCUGCGUCUAGAAGUACAGCAACUACGAAAAAGAAGCCUGCCCUCUUGGAGGCACCGAAGAAAAUUACAGUUGUGUGUGAUCCAAAGAAUAAAGAAUACGUUGAAUAUGUUCAAGAAUUACGCGACCUGUUUUCUGAACUGGGACUUCCAACACAUCUAUGUACAGAAGAUGGGUUUAUACAAAUCAAUAGAUCUUUGCAACAGUUCCAUUCGGAUAGAUAUUUGGCAGGAAAGCCAAAAGACGAACAACCAAGUGCGAUAGAGCAGGAGGCAAGGAGAGAUACAUUUGGAAAAUUCAGAAACAUACGCGACAGAAUCAAAGCACAUCGGAAUAACGAGACAGAAACGCUAGACAAGCAUAACGUUCGGGUUAGAGACGGUGUUCUUGACAUAUUCGAGAAGGGAUCAGAAAAAGCAAAGCUGGCAAGAGAAAACUAUGAAAAUGAGUUGAGGGAACAUGAGGAACGGGAGGAAGUCAUUACCAAACGCAUGGAGGAGUACGACGAGGGCAUAAAGGAGAAUGCCCAAGCUUGUAUCAGUGUUGCACUGAGGGGUGCGGUGGAGAGACGUGUAGAGGAGCUUAAACUUAAAGAAGAAAGGGCAAAAGCUGCUAAUGCACAAAAAUACCCAAUCAGAACAUCACAAACAUGGCCAACAGCUGGCGCACCAGAAUUUAAUUUACCACGGCAGUCGUAUUCAUUCCCUAUGAAUGGUUACGAGGGUGCAAGUGCAGGAAGUGCAGCAUAUGGGAAUUACGGAUCUACAUACGGCUCAGAAUAUGCAGAAAGUACAGACUAUACGGAAGAUUCAGUAGAUGAAGAUGAAGAUGACGAAGAUGACGAAGAAACUACAACCUAUAAGUAUAUUCCACAGCAAAUAGAAAAUGGUGCUGGAACGAGCGGAUCCAUGGGCGGGCGUGCACCAGGACCUGGCAUGAGUGAUUGGGAAACAAUGAAGAUACUAGAAAGAGAAAGUCCAGCAACUGCUGACUAUUACAAGAGACAAGUGAUGGCUCAACGGGGAAUUAGCCAUUUUUAA
Fomitiporia mediterranea MF3/22 is the source of this 1671-nucleotide messenger RNA. RefSeq lists its product as uncharacterized. The transcript has 3 exons. The coding region runs from base 1 to 1671 and encodes 556 amino acids. NCBI's taxonomy places the organism in Eukaryota, Fungi, Basidiomycota, Agaricomycetes, Hymenochaetales, Hymenochaetaceae. The record is from RefSeq and is a predicted model, not a curated record.